AUGGAAGAAAACCCCACCUUAUAUUUCUCUCUCUCUUCUCUUCUCAAUCUCCCUGACUCCCCUGCUCGAAGUUUUUUUUGGCCCCCAAACUCCUCGCCCAAAGACCAAAACCCCGAUUAUAUUCGAUUACAAACCCGCCAAAAGGUUUGUAACGAAAAUUUGGUGUUUUCCCGGUGUUUUUCUUCAAAAAACGGAGGAAAAACGUGUUUUAUGGUGGUGGGUCAGUGA
Lactuca virosa is the source of this 228-nucleotide messenger RNA. NCBI's taxonomy places the organism in Eukaryota, Viridiplantae, Streptophyta, Magnoliopsida, Asterales, Asteraceae. The record is from the annotation of a GenBank genome assembly.